AUGUCGGGAGCUCUGAGCACAAAUCACGGCAUCUCUUUCGGCCUUCAAAACAAACUUACUGGCCUCGAUUACGCUGAUGACAUCUGUUUACCAACACAUAAAUUUUCCCAGAUGCAAAUAUCGUUAAACAACAUCGCAAAGCGUGCAGUGGCAGCUGGUCUGUCAAUCAAUAUCAACAAAACUAAGUCUAUGCGUCUCAAUUCAAACUGCUCAACGAAGUUUCAACUAGAUGGCUCCUACAUCGAAGAUGUACAAAGUUUCUGCUAUCUGGGAAGCUACAUUUCGAACAACGGCGGCAGUCGGCAAGACAUUCAGCACAGGCUAUCGAAAGCGAAGCAAGCGUUUGGAACCCUUAACAAAAUCUGGCGUUCGUCCAACAUCACACAACGCACUAAGGUACACAAUGCAAACGUACAAUUAAAUUUACUAUAUGGUGGUGAGAGUUGGAACCUAACGGCAAGAGAUGCACAACAGUUACAAGCCUUUGCCAAUCGUUGUCUACGACGCAUCCUUCAUGUAUUCUGGCCAGCAACCAUAACCAAUAAUGAGCUCGGGUUUAGAACGAAUCAGCCUCUUAUAACUGAUGAAAUAAUGAUGCGCAAAUACAAAUGGCUUGGCCAUAUGUUAAGAAAACCCGCUGAUGAUAUCGCAAGAAAUGUCUUAGAUUUCAACCCUCAAGGCAGUAGAAGACCAGGGCGUCCGCGCAAUACUUGGAAGCGACAAACUAAAGCCGAAUUAAGAAAUGCUGGAAAGAGCUGCAGUGAAACAAAACGUCUUGCAUUAGAUAGAGUAUCCUGGAUACGUAAACGUGACUUACACAUACUUACCGUUGGCAUAUUAACAUACACAAAUGACCAAAGAUUUCAAUCGCUACAUACCGAAGGAUCAGAUGAAUGGACAUUGAGAAUAUCAUCACCUCAGCCAAGAGAUUCGGGUACAUAUGAAUGUCAAGUAUCAACUGAACCAAAAAUAAGUCAAGGAUUUCGACUCAAUGUAGUGGUUUCACGUGCUAAAAUUCUGGGCAAUGCAGAGCUUUUCAUCAAGAGCGGCAGCGACAUAAAUCUUACAUGUCUGGCUAUGCAAUCUCCUAUACCGCCGUCUUUUAUUUAUUGGUACAAGGGGAAACGUGUAAUGAAUUACUCACAACGCGGCGGCAUCAACGUCAUAAUGGAACGUUCGACGCGCACAAGUAAAUUAUUGAUAGCGAAAGCAACUCCUGCCGAUUCGGGGAAUUAUACGUGCUCGCCAAGCAGUUCAGGUCUCUAG
Messenger RNA from Teleopsis dalmanni, 1266 nucleotides. RefSeq lists its product as uncharacterized. The transcript is spliced from 4 exons. Lineage: Eukaryota; Metazoa; Arthropoda; Insecta; Diptera; Diopsidae. The record is from RefSeq and is a predicted model, not a curated record. Bases 1 to 1266 code for a protein of 421 amino acids. Gene Ontology annotation, cellular component: neuron projection membrane. Gene Ontology annotation, biological process: synapse organization.